This is a messenger RNA of Hydra vulgaris (swiftwater hydra), 1341 nucleotides long. RefSeq names its product growth hormone-inducible transmembrane protein. The record is from RefSeq and is a predicted model, not a curated record. Gene Ontology annotation, cellular component: mitochondrial inner membrane. Lineage: Eukaryota; Metazoa; Cnidaria; Hydrozoa; Anthoathecata; Hydridae.
UUUGCAAAACAACUUCAUAAAAAGUCAUUAUAAGUGCGAAGUAGACAGAUUCUGCUUAAUUUAAAGCAUAAAAUGCUCUCACGUUUUUCUGUUUCUAAAGUUUGUCAAAUUUCAGGCAUUACAAGAUAUGUAGUCCGUUUUACAAACGGGAAAGACGCUGUAAACCAUAUACCUAAACGAAAUCUUCAGACUCACACACAAACUGGAUGGAGGUCUUGGGAUGCCGUCAAAAAGCCUACUGGAAUUACAGCUGAGAAUGCUGGUCGAGCUGUAUUAGGUGGUGCAUCUGCAGCAGCUAUUGCUGGUCUAUGUUUUUAUGGGCUUGGUUUGUCUAAUGAAGUUGGUGCAAUAGAUGUUGCAAGAUUUUGGCCUGAAGAGAUGAGGGCACGUGUUAAGUCAACAUAUUUGUAUUUUACGGGAAGCCUUGGACUCACUGCUGUAUCAGCAUUUUAUAUGAGUAGAACCCAAGCUAUUUAUAGAAUGAUGGGUGCAAGCCCUUGGUUGGUUAUAGGAGGAAGCAUGGUGGCAAUGAUAGGAAGUUCGAUUUUAUGUCAAGCUAUAGAGUAUGAAAAAGGUCUCAAUGCAAAACAUUUUGCAUGGGCUGUUCACAGUGGGGUUGUAGGUGUUGUUAUAGCUCCCAUGAUUCUUCUUGGGGGACCAUUAGUUGCUCGUGCUGCUGUUUACACUGCUGGAACAGUUGCUGGUCUUACCUUGACUGCUGCAUGUGCACCAAAUGAUAAAUUUUUGACAUGGGGUGGACCUUUAUCUCUUGCUCUUGGUGGCAUUUGUGUGGCUUCACUAGGUGGAAUGUUUUUACCUGCAUCAUCAGCAGCUGUUCCAGUAAUAAAUUCUUUAGUUACAUAUGGAGGGUUGGUUAUUUUUGGAGGUUUUAUGUUGUAUGAUACACAGAAAAUCAUCAAGCAAGCUGAAAUAUCCACAUAUCGUGGUCAAAAAUAUGAUCCAAUCAAUUCCUCGAUUGGCAUAUACAUGGAUACAAUAAACAUUUUCAUUCGAAUUUUAAUGAUUAUGUCUGGAAAUAAUAGAAAAAAGUGAACGUUCUGUUCUUAUUUUUGUUGUAAAUAUACUGUAAAAUUAUAUUAAAUAUUUUAUCUCUGUUUUUUGCUCAUUUAUCUUUCUUGAUAUAUCGAAACAAUAGUUUUAAAGAAAACCCUAAACUCGAAAAGAUGAAUCAAAUCGUUUAUAAUCAAACGUAGCAAUUUAAUGAAUUUUCUAAAAUGUUCUUUUUAGUAGACAAAAAAAUAUUAAAACUGUUUUAAGUUAUAAUAUUUAUAAAUGAUAUUUUAAACUAAUUAAAAGUAUUUAUAAGUUUACCAUAUACGA